Messenger RNA from Sinocyclocheilus anshuiensis, 1520 nucleotides. RefSeq names its product elongator acetyltransferase complex subunit 4 (gene elp4). The transcript is spliced from 10 exons. NCBI's taxonomy places the organism in Eukaryota, Metazoa, Chordata, Actinopteri, Cypriniformes, Cyprinidae. Bases 26 to 1189 code for a protein of 387 amino acids. Gene Ontology annotation, cellular component: cytoplasm; transcription elongation factor complex; elongator holoenzyme complex. The record is from RefSeq and is a predicted model, not a curated record. Gene Ontology annotation, biological process: tRNA wobble uridine modification.
GCUCUGCUGUCAACAACAGAAAAACAUGGCGGCUCCCGUUAGAGGCAUGGCUGGAUCCAUCAGCAUAGGCAACACAACUAGUUUUCAGAAAAAAACCCGCAGCAAACUAGUUUCUAUCCCUGGAACCAGACCGUCUGUACAGAACGGACAGCUCUUAGUGUCAUCUGGCGUCAGCUCGCUUGACUACGUGAUUGGUGGUGGCCUGGCAGUUGGAACUCUGCUGCUUGUAGAGGAGGACCGCUAUGACAGCUACUCCCGCAUGCUGCUCAAGUACUUCCUGGCAGAGGGAGUUGUGUGUGGACAUGAACUCUUCCUGGCAUCCGCCCGAGAUCACCCUGAUCAGAUCAUGCAGGAACUCCCUUCUCCAAUUGUGGAUGACGUUGCCGGCAUGAAAAUCAGCGAGGGUCAAUCUCAGCCAAGUGACCCAGAGAAUCCAGACACAAUGAAAAUCGCUUGGCGCUACCAGAACCAACCCAAAGUUCAGAUUGCUUUGGCAUCAUCAGUGAGGUUUGGCCAUUACUAUGACGUGUCCAAGACCAUGGAGCCUGAGCUUCGGCAAGCAGCCAAAUGCCACAGUUUUUAUCAGCUACAGGAAACACCAGUAACCACAGGAUCAAGCCUUAUAAAGGUUUUCGUAAAAACGUCUCUGUACUUCCAGGUCCUUGCCAGUGCUUCUAAGGUUCGGAAUGUCCUGCGGCUGGGUCUUCAUUCUCUGGGAUCAGUGCUGUGGGGGGAUGAUGUGUGCUGUAAGGAUAACCCCGCCCACUGCCACGCCCUCACAACCUUUCUCUACAUCCUCCGAGGCCUGUUACGCACAUCACUCUCAGUCGCCAUGGUGACCGUACCAUCCCACCUCAUACAGAACAGAGCCGUAAUGGGCCGAAUAAUCAGACUGAGUGACACUGCCAUCGCUCUGGAAUCAUUCAAAGGCUCGGAGAAGGAGACCAACCCGCUUUACAAAGACUAUCACGGUCUCCUGCAUGUUCGUCAGUUGCCCCGUCUGAACUGUCUGUCAUGUGAGGUACCUGAUACGAAAGACUUGGCCUUCAAACUCAAGAGAAAGCAGUUCACAAUUGAGAGACUGCAUUUGCCUCCAGACCUGUCAGAGACGGUGAGUCGAGUGAGUAAAACAGAACUGGCAGCAGGAUGUGGCACCACUGCCACGGGCAACAAGCACCUAGAUUUCUAGCGUAUUCCCAUUCCUCCUGCACCCUCCGCCCCCCAGAGAUGUUCAAGGGCAGGAGAGCGCUGGAGCUGCACUACGCCAACACUAGCCUACAGUCACACCUGCACUGACACACUUACUCUCAUUAUUAGUGAAUGAGAGUAAGAUGGUGCAACGUUUAGUAACUACACAACAUAGGGGAACUUACAAGUGAUGUUCAGUGUCACAAAAACCUGACAAGUACCUGUUGCUAUCUUUGGAUAAAGCAAGGAUGUGAUGCAAAUAACGAUAACAUAGUUUGGCUUCCAGUGUAAUUUCAGUGCACUUCAUGGCUUCCUGGUGUUUAUUUGCUUAG